CACUCGUAAUAGCUUAAGGAGCAAUGUCUAGUACUCUCAAGGGAUCGGUUUAUUUUCUUCCACUUCUUUUCUUCUUGCUUUCGGCGUCUUUGGUUUCACAAAAUCGGCAAGUUAUCGCGUCGUCAUCGUCGUCGUCGUCGGAUCAAGGGCCGAGCUACCGAAGAUUGGAUCCUCUGAGAAGUUUCAAGUACUACAAUGGAGUUUACGAUGUCAGAAAUGAGCAUUAUUGGGCUUCUACGGCAUUUACAGGAGUGCAUGGAUAUGCAAUUGCAGGAGUUUGGUUGUUAUGUGGGAUUGGUUUCGGAGUUUUCAUGAUUUUGAAGCAUCAAAGCAUAAGCAGUUGGCCAAUUAAAGAUUUCUUGGAUCACCACUAUUUGCUAAUGUUCUUGAUGGUCAUUUUCUUUACCUUUCUUGCCAUAGUUACAUCAAGUGUUGUCCUCUUAGCAAACCAAAGCUCUGUAAGGAGAAUGGAUAAAUUGAAGGGAACCCUUUUCAGUGUAGGCGGGGACGCUCGAAGAAGCAUUAGAAAAGUUGUGAAUGCAAUGACACAAAUGCAGUACCUCUUGGUCCCAUAUGAUCCAAGCAUGGCUGUGACUUUAAACACGACAACCCGUCGACUGGGAAGCGAAUCGCGAGCUGUCCAAUGCUUCAUCGAGAAGAACGGGCAUUCCAUUGAUCGUGCUAUUCAAACUUCGUACGUCGUACAUGUUUUGGUUGUCACAACCAACUUAGUGUUAAUCAUCGGGGCAUUAGUUCUGAUCCUGUUGCACUGGUACCCAGGAUUUGUUUUUAUUAUUUGUCUGUGCUGGAUAUUAACAACACUCUUCUGGGUUUUGACUGGCUUCGAUUUCUUCCUUCAUACUUUCGCGGAAGACACAUGUUCUGCUUUUGAAGAGUUUGAAGUAAACCCACAAAAUAGUAGUCUCAGCACAAUGCUGCCAUGCAUGGAUCCCUCUUCCUCAGAUAAAAUGAUGGUUGAAAUUGGCUUCAUUGUUUAUAAUUUUAUAACUCAGUUGAAUUCUAAAAUACCAGACUAUCAUAGACUGCUUCAGUUAGAAGGUGGACAAUUAAAUGGUGAUCAGUAUUUAUCUGGUUUUGUAAAUGUAUGCAAUCCUUUUGACGGAGCUCCUAACUACAGUUAUGUGCCAGAAAGCUGUCCAAAGAAUGCCAUUCCAAUUGGUCAUUUGCCACAUGUUCUUGCCAGCUUCACUUGUUAUGAAGAAGACCAGGAAAGGUGCAAAACAGAUGGAAAAUUUGUGAGCGAGGCAAUUUACAACAUGGCCUCGGCUUACAGUCGUUCUACCCAGGAUUUGUUGAACAUAUAUCCGGACUUGCAAAGAUUGACAGAAUGCAAACUAGUGAAGGACAAGUUUUCGUAUGUCGUUUUGCACGAAUGCGUGCCGUUUCGAGUUUCGGUUCGAUUGUUGUGGUCAUCCAUGUUCUCACUUUCCAUUUUCAUGGUGGUUUUGGUGUUGCUUUGGGUCACAAAAGCUGUCCAAGAUAAGGGAAGAUGCUUCUCUUUGUGUUCCAUAAGGCCACAACCACGAGACAUCAUACAUAGAUUAUAUAGUUUAUGA
Molecule: messenger RNA, 1577 nt
Organism: Morus notabilis
Lineage: Eukaryota; Viridiplantae; Streptophyta; Magnoliopsida; Rosales; Moraceae
Exons: 9
Coding region: 24-1577 (517 amino acids)
Cellular component (GO): membrane
Source: RefSeq, a predicted model, not a curated record